AUGAAGGCAAAGAGGUUUCGCAAGGGAGAAGGAGGAGGUGGCACUCUGCUCAAAGCCUGCGCCGGAUGCCGUUUCCCAGAUGCCCCGCCGGUAGGCCUGAACGCUGAGGGAGCUGUAACGUUCGAUGAACUACCUCCGGCGCCGCCCGCGCCGGACACAAUCGGCGUGCUCGAUGAAAAAGAGAAGGAGUCCCCUUGGAAUGAACCAGACCCCCCCCGGUGGGGACGGAGGCCUAUGCCCGAACACAUCCCGACCGAAGAGGAGAUGGAAGCGUGGGAUACCAAAAUGGCAGUGCCCGACACGUGGCUUGAUCGGGCAAUCAACGGCGUCAUGGGGUCGUUGUUUGGCGGGGGUGACGACAAGGUCGACAGUGACUAGCCAUGGAAGAGGUGUACCCACCCAGGGCAUCUCGAUUGCGGCUGCGAGGGAUAGAAAUAUGCACAAAGUUUGAACUCAUUUCAAGUCUUGAGUAUGCGCAUCAAUCGAAGCUUGUCCUCCAGACAAGUCACGAGCGCACCUUCGCAUCGGCGGGAGAUGGCACUCAAAACGAUUGCGUGUCGAGGUCAAGCUCGAUUAUCAAUGGACUCAGUUACCUAUCACGUGGCUGGGGCGGGGGGAGCAUUUCACUCCAGAUCAAGCGUUGUCGAUUGGUUGGAUGAUACCUGACACCUCAAGCUCUCGUUUCAAUCAUCGCUGGGGGUUUGUGGUUUCAUCGUACCGUGUGGCGGAUUUCCGUAUUCUUAAGCCGGCUGCUGCUGAUUGGGGUGGG
Messenger RNA from Ectocarpus siliculosus, 769 nucleotides. NCBI's taxonomy places the organism in Eukaryota, Phaeophyceae, Ectocarpales, Ectocarpaceae. The record is from the annotation of a GenBank genome assembly.